Lingula anatina is the source of this 3867-nucleotide messenger RNA. Its product is annotated as serine/threonine-protein kinase TNNI3K-like. NCBI's taxonomy places the organism in Eukaryota, Metazoa, Brachiopoda, Lingulata, Lingulida, Lingulidae. Gene Ontology annotation, molecular function: aspartic-type endopeptidase activity; protein kinase activity; ATP binding. Gene Ontology annotation, biological process: protein phosphorylation; proteolysis. The record is from RefSeq and is a predicted model, not a curated record.
CGUUGAGUGCGUCUUGGAAAUAUGGCGGCGCCCAUGCUUGCUCGGCUGCAACUAUGGAGGAGCUGAUAACAGCUAGACUGCAUGCUUGACUUGGCAGGCACCAGACAUGUGAUAUAGAAGAUUAGAAGAUAAUGUGCGGUAGAGGAACAUGUACAUGGAGUUGUGAUGGGGAACUAUAAGUCAAGACCUACUGUGUCUUGUGGGGAUGAGUUAAAGAAGAAGAUCAGUGAGAGUUAUGCUGUGUUGAGAUCCCGAUUGAUAGAAGACUUGAGGAUACGAGAUGCAGAAUGGACUGAGUUACAGCAAGCCUGCAGCCGAGGUGAUACCAGUAAGGUGAAUGAACUCCUGAAUGAAGACAAUGUAGAGAAGGACAGCUCUUUGUCACUGUUACACAUUGGCUGCAUAGCCACAGGCUCUAAUAAAGACCACAUUAAAUGUCUUCUUAAGAAGGGAAGCAAGCCCACUGCCCUCAGUAAGAAUGGAUACUCUCCUCUGCACCUUGCUUGUUACAGGGGUGAUGUUGACCUAAUUCAGAGUUUGCUGGAGGGAGGAGCAGAUCUUGCCCAGACUGGCUACAGUGAUAUUACAGCACUGCACAUAGCAGUAAUGUGUGGUCAUGAUGAAGUUGUCAAGUUGUUACUCAACCAAGGGGCAGAUGUCAAUGCAGCUGAUGGUGUGAAGUUUUCACCACUUCAUAUAGCUUGUUACUUUGGGCAUGAAAAGGUUGUAGAAGAUCUAAUCCAGCAUGGGGCAGACAUUAACAUCAGUGGGGGAGUGGGAGACCGUCCUAUCCACCUGGCCUGCAGUAAGGGCUACCUCAGGAUUACACAGUUUCUGGUGGAGGGCAGACCAGGCCAAAAAGCUGAUGUAAAUGUAAUGGAUGAUGAGCAGCACCGUCCAGUCCAUUUCUGCUGUAAAUCUGGUCACCUAGCAAUACUGCACUACUUACUUCAGCACCAGGCCGAACCCCAUGGUAGUAGUAUAUACGGAGACACCCCGCUACAUCUGGCUUGUUACAGCGGCAAGGUAGAGGUAGUGAAACAUCUCAUAAAGGAAACAGGGACAGAGAGUUUGACAAUUGAAAACAUAUUCAGUGAAACACCCCUCCACAGUGCCUGCACAUUUGGGAAAAGUUUGGACCUGGUGAAAUUUUUACUGGAGCAGAAUGUGGUGAACAUUAACUAUCAGGGCAGAGAUGGACACACAGCCCUCCAUAGUGCCUGUUACCAUGGUCACCUUCGUCUAGUCCAGUUUCUAUUGGACAGUGGAGCAGACAUGAAUCUGGUGGCCUCUGUCAGUGAACAAAAUGGCGACAGCGAGAAGAAGGAAGAGCAGACAUGUCUUAUGUGGGCUUAUGAAAGAGGUCAUGAUUCUAUAGUCACUCUGCUAAAGCACCACAAGCGUCCUCAGGAUGAGUCUGCAUGUGGUGACUACACUCACCCCGGUGGUGAUGGCUCCUACGUUUCCGUUCCCUCACCACUGGGCAAACUGAAAAGUAUUACUAGAGAAAAGAUAGAUAUUCUCCACUUACGUGUCAAUCUUCCCCACCACUUCCACAUUGAUAUCCUAGACCUGGAGUUUCAGGAGACCAUAGGUAGUGGUUCCUUUGGGAAAGUCUGCAAGGGAAAGUACGCAGGAAAGACGGUAGCUGUUAAAAGGUACCGUGCCAAUUCCUUCAGUGCCAAGUCAGAUGUGGACAUGUUCUGCAGGGAAGUCUCCAUACUGGCCAAACUGCACAGUCCACAUGUGGUCAACUUUGUAGGAGCAUGUCUGGAUGACCCUAGUCAAUUUGCCAUUGUUACUGAGUUUGUCAGUGGAGGAUCUUUAUUUAGCAUCCUCCACGAACAGAAGAGAUUACUAGACCUACAGUUCAAGCUGACCAUCAGUCUGGACGUGGCUAAAGGGAUGGCAUACCUCCAUAAUCUGCCACAACCCAUCAUCCACAGAGAUCUGAACAGCCACAACAUACUGCUCAAUGAAAAUGGACGUGCAGUGGUGGCGGACUUUGGAGAAUCUCGCUUCCUUCGCUGUUUGGAAGAAGACAAUAUGACCAAACAACCAGGGAAUCUCCGUUGGAUGGCCCCUGAGAUCUUCACCCAGUGUACCAAGUAUAGUGUCAAGGCAGAUGUGUUCAGCUAUGCCCUGUGUCUGUGGGAACUGCUGUCUGGGGAACUCCCAUUUGGUCACCUUAAACCUGCUGCGGCUGCUGCAGACAUGGCAUACAGGAGUACACGGCCGCCUCUGGCUAUUACCUUCCCUAAACCUAUAGUGGCAUUACUACAGAAAGCCUGGCAGUCCAACCCUGAGGAACGUCCAGAAUUCUCAGAGAUUGUCGUUGACCUUGAGGAGUACAAAAAGUCUCUGAACUCCACUGUAGAGGGAGCUGAGGAGCCCACAACGUUCUUUUACUCUACAACCCACUCUAGUAGCAUAUCAUCUCAGACAUCUGAUGCAGAGGAGGAGGAAGAGGAAGGGAGGAGCACGCCUCCUCUAACUGGGAGGGUGUUGGCUAUGAGGACACACUGGGAGCUGGAAGCCUCUAGAAAUAGUGGGGUUCCACUGGAUGAGGUCAGAAGACGGUUACCAUUUCCACAAAUAGAUAAUAACGGUUAUGUGUCUGAUCCCCUCAGUACUCUGCGCCUCCCUAUCAAUGUGAGUCCACCUUCAACGCCAGUUGAGUCCAUCUUAAACAGCUGUGGUGAUUUUGAGUCUGGGGAUUUCUGAGUCUCAAUGAACUGUAAACAAGUCAACAUUACAAGAUCUAUGCACAGUGAAAUUACUGCCACAGGAAGCUACAGCACAUUAUAAUGGAUAGAGGACAGAACUGUUAGGUCACAGAUUUUCUGAUAUUAGAACUUGAAUACUUUUUAAUGAAUUUUAAAUUGCACAAUUUGCUGUUGACCUUGCAGUAUGUGCAAUAAUAUAUAUAUGUUAAUUUAUGGUUUUACAAUUUGUUAUACUUACUGCAGUACAUGUCUUUAAAGAGCACUAGUUAAACAUAAUUUAACACAUUGUCAGUGCUUUUGAUUAAUCAGAUAUAUUUUUAUUGGUCGGAAUUACAUCUGGAUUUAAACACUGACUGGCAUGCAAGGAUAGCUGCACUGGAUCUAUGUAUACUCUACCCGGGGCUAGCUUGAGAAUGACUUUCUCUUUCUUUCAAAAAUUCUCACAGUACAGGAAAGUGCAGACUGAUAGCCAGUGAAAUAUCUGUGAAUAGGACUCAUUCUGUGUAGAGGGUAGUCUACAGACCAGUUGUGUGGAUACUGCUGUUACAGUAGUAGUAGUGUAGAUAUGGUAUAAUACUUUAAUAAUGGAGGAAGUUUUACCCUCUGUUAGGGGAGCAGAUAAAUUAUGUGCACUUUUCUGUUGUGGGAGAGAUUCGUGUCACAAAUUAGCCAGGGGCAUACCUAUGAAUAUCUAGCGAAAAAUCAAUCUGAGACCCUGGUAGAGGUAAGAAGAAAUUCUGGUCUCGAUGAGGUGUGCCUUAAAUACUCAAGAGAUGAUUAAGAUUAAUUUUGAAAUAAAAAUACAAAAUACUCUUAAUGGUAUCUUUUCAUACAGCAAGCCAGUUCAUUAUUGCACCGAGUAUUAAAUUUUCAACAACAGAGAUAAAAACCUUUUAGUUGGGUUUUAUUACUAAUUCGAUGUCUAUGGCUUAAAGGGUUUUCACAAUAGACAACUUGAGCAGACAAUAUUUAUUUUUUUUUAUAGAAAAACUGUUUUGCUCAGUUUGGUAACCAUAUAUUUAUAUUUUAUACUUUGGAAAAGAAUUUGGUCAGUAUACCUGUUACGCCCUAGAUUUUGCUUGUUCAAAGGCUAUGUUAUGCAUGAUUAAGUUUUUCUUUUUCAGUUAUUAACAUGUGAACU